Molecule: messenger RNA, 2945 nt
Organism: Onychomys torridus (southern grasshopper mouse)
Lineage: Eukaryota; Metazoa; Chordata; Mammalia; Rodentia; Cricetidae
Gene: Slc5a5
Product: solute carrier family 5 member 5
Exons: 14
Coding region: 56-1984 (642 amino acids)
Biological process (GO): thyroid hormone generation; sodium ion transport; iodide transmembrane transport
Cellular component (GO): membrane
Molecular function (GO): sodium:iodide symporter activity
Source: RefSeq, a predicted model, not a curated record
GCCGCCACGACCGGGGUCCCGACGCCUCCGCAGCCGCCCGCACUCACCGGUGCCCAUGGAGGGCGCGGAGGCCGGGGCGCGGGCCACCUUCGGGCCCUGGGACUACGGCGUGUUCGCGGCGAUGCUGCUGGUGUCCACGGGCAUCGGGCUGUGGGUCGGCCUGGCCCGCGGCGGCCAGCGCAGCGCCGACGACUUCUUCACCGGGGGCCGGCAGCUGGCGGCCGUGCCCGUGGGGCUGUCGCUGGCCGCCAGCUUCAUGUCGGCCGUGCAGGUGCUCGGGGUCCCCGCCGAGGCGGCGCGCUACGGCCUCAAGUUCCUGUGGAUGUGCGCCGGCCAGCUGCUCAACUCGCUGCUCACCGCCCUGCUCUUCCUGCCGGUGUUCUACCGCCUGGGCCUCACCAGCACCUACCAGUACCUAGAGCUCCGCUUCAGCGCGGCAGUGCGGCUCUGCGGGGCGCUGCAGUACCUGGUGGCCACGAUGCUGUACACGGGCAUCGUGAUCUACGCGCCCGCGCUCAUCCUGAACCAAGUGACCGGGUUGGACAUCUGGGCGUCGCUCCUGUCCACGGGAGUAAUCUGCACCUUGUACACGACCGUGGGCGGUAUGAAGGCCGUGGUCUGGACAGACGUGUUCCAGGUGGUGGUGAUGCUCAGCGGCUUCUGGGUGAUCCUGGCCCGCGGCGCCAUGCUCAUGGGGGGCCCCUGGAACGUGCUCGGUCUCGCCCAGAACCAUUCCCGGAUCAACCUGAUGGACUUUGACCCCGAUCCCCGGAGCCGCUACACCUUCUGGACUUUCAUGGUGGGCGGCACGCUGGUGUGGCUCUCCAUGUACGGGGUAAACCAAGCCCAGGUUCAGCGCUACGUGGCUUGCGGCACAGAGAGGAAGGCCAAGCUGGCCCUGCUUGUCAACCAGCUGGGCCUCCUUCUGAUCGUGCUCAGCGCCGCGUGCUGUGGCGUCGUCAUGUUCGUCUUCUACAGAGACUGUGACCCCCUCCUCAGGGGGCGCAUCUCAGCGCCGGACCAGUACAUGCCACUACUCGUGCUGGACAUUUUUGAGGACCUGCCCGGAGUCCCCGGGCUCUUCCUGGCCUGUGCCUACAGUGGCACCCUCAGCACAGCAUCUACCAGUAUCAACGCCAUGGCAGCCGUCACUGUGGAAGACCUCAUCAAGCCGCGGAUGCCCAGCCUGGCACCUCGGAAGCUUGUCCUCAUCUCUAAAGGGCUCUGUGAGUUUGGGGGCCAGGGUGUGGGGCCAGGGAGGUUCUCCGCACUGACUCGACGCCACCCCUGCCCCACAGCCCUCAUCUACGGCUCAGCUUGCCUCACGGUGGCCGCUCUGUCCUCGCUGCUGGGAGGCGGUGUCCUCCAGGGCUCCUUCACAGUGAUGGGCGUCAUCAGUGGGCCUCUGCUGGGCGCCUUCACGCUGGGGAUGCUGCUCCCAGCCUGCAACACGCCCGGCGUCCUGUCGGGGCUGGCUGCAGGCUUGGCUGUAUCCCUGUGGGUGGCCGUGGGGGCCACACUGUAUCCACCCGGAGAGCACAUCAUGGGGGUGCUGCCCACCUCGGCCGCCGGCUGCACCAAUGCCUCGGUCCUCAUGGGCCCACCCGGAGCUGCCAACGCCUCCAGCAGGGUCCCCAGCUCUGGAGUGGACGAAGGCCGCCCUGCCCUGGCUGACACCUUCUAUGCCAUCUCUUAUCUCUACUACGGGGCUCUGGGCACGCUUACCACCAUGCUGUGUGGCGCCCUCAUCAGCUAUCUGACGGGCCCCACCAAGCGCAGCUCCCUGGGCCCCGGACUGCUGUGGUGGGACCUCGCUAGGCAGACGGCGUCCGUGGCCCCGAAGGAAGACGCCACCACCCUGGAGGACAGCCUGGUGAAGGGCCCGGAAGUCACCCCUGCUGUGACCAAAAAGACCCCUGGCCUCCUGCCCGGCGACGAGGCCCACCCGCUGUCCCCGGGGCGCGAUCUCGAGACCAACCUCUGAGGGCGGGGCCCAGGAAGCCAGUGGCGGGCCGCGGACCAGCAGCCUCCUCUCUGAUUGGCUGGACGGGACGUUGCAUGGACGCUUGGCUGACACUGGCCCCCCUCCCCGGGAUGUUCUCCACCGCCCCGGAAACCGCCUGGAACCUUGUGGAGCUGCUCCAGACAGGCUUGCCGGUGGAGCCGCCGGUGCCCAUUUCACAGGCAGAGAAACUGAGGGCUGUCCACCCGACACUGGGGAGGUUCAAAGUUCAGGGGCAUCCUGGGCUACAUAGUGUAUCUGAGGCCAGCCUGGGCUACUGCAGACCCUGCCCCCAACAAACAAAUAUAAGUUACCUGGCCUGCGCCUUGCUAGCAGGGGAGGGCUUGCUCAGCACGCAGUAGGCCCAGGGUCCCAUCCCCACCACCGCGAAGGAGUUUUUAAAAUAGCGGGAGGGACGCAGACACUGGGAAACCAACCGGGGCAGAGAGUGGGGUGUCUCCAGGACACAGCCCCCAGGAGGCGGGAGGGCCGGGGAGUGCCGGGUUGGAUUCUCAGAGCCCCCACGAGACACACGGACAUGGUGACACCUUGAGUGUGACUUGUGGUUUGCAGAACUACCAGGGAACAUGCUUCUUUUGCGAUCAGCCCCCAGCCUCUGCUAAUUGCUCACAGCUCCCACGAGGCCCCAUAUAUGCCACCUCCCACGCUUCCCACCCUUCACCUCCGGGUACAUGCUGAGCAAGCGCUCUACCACUGAACUGCCCACUUAGACCUCCAUAUUUUUGUUUUUGUUUUUGACACAGGGUCUUAAGGAAGUCUGGCUGCUGUCUAGUGAUCUCUCCAUACUUUUGUGUAUAUCAAUAUUUCACUCUUUUUCAAUGCCAAGUAGUAUUCCAUUGUAUGGACAUACCACAACGUGUCACUCAUUCCCAGCAGAUGGAUAGCUAGAUUGUUUCCAGCGUUUGUCUACAAUGAAUAAAAA